UAAAGGUCUUUUCCCACCUAGGUGAUUCUGUGGCUGUGGUUUAGGGAGAGGGUGCUGGGAGAGCAGGAGGGAGCCAUGUACACCACCAAGCUCUUCACCCUGGUCCUGGUGGUACAGCCGCAGCGCGUCCUCCUGGGCCUGAAGAAACGCGGGUUCGGAGCCGGGCUGUGGAAUGGCUUCGGUGGGAAGGUGCAGCCAGGGGAGAGCAUCGAAGAGGCUGCUCGGAGCUGCAGGAAGAUGAGCGUUGGUGUAGCUCAGCAGCUACCCAACAGCUUUUUCCCUGAGCCAUCUGUGCCAGUACAACCUCCUGGGUUCUGUGAAGUCUGUUUCUUGUGCAGGGAGCUCCUGGAGGAGAGUGGACUGACUGUGAACACCUUGCAGAAGAUGGGUCAGAUCACAUUUGAAUUUGUGGGCAACUCCGAACUCAUGGAGGUCCACGUUUUCCGAGCAGAUGAUUUUCAUGGAGAGCCAACAGAAAGCGACGAAAUGCGUCCCCAGUGGUUUCAGCUGGAUGAGGUGCCGUUCAGUCGCAUGUGGGCAGACGAUAUCUACUGGUUUCCCCUUGUGCUUCAGAAGAAGUUGUUUCGGGGCUAUUUUAAGUUCCAGGGACAAGACACAAUCCUGGAGCACACCCUGAAAGAAGUGGAGGAAGUUUAAGAAAACAGAAGCAGUGAACACACGUGCUGCUGCCCACAUUGGGCUAGAACACCACGAGUACUACUUCCAAGGGUCUUCUUUCUCAGCUCUCCAGCAGAGGCCGAUGUGUCAGGUCACUGGGAAGUAACCAGGAAAAUAAGGGGGUUUCUUACAGUCGAAAUAAAAGUAAUGAGGUUGUCCAUGCUGUGAAGUCCCUGGCUGUGUUACAUACACUUCAGCCAGGGUUAUGUGAUCACAGCUAUUAAAAACGUAGUGUUAACUCUUUCCUGCGCAGGUGAAUAAUGUUUUAGGCUUUCCCCUCAUGGCUGUAGAUGUUUUUUUUUAAAGAUUAAAGCUAUUUUUUAGUAAAA
Neopsephotus bourkii (Bourke's parrot) is the source of this 1007-nucleotide messenger RNA. It is a transcript of the gene NUDT1, whose product is annotated as nudix hydrolase 1. Gene Ontology annotation, biological process: DNA protection. Gene Ontology annotation, molecular function: 8-oxo-7,8-dihydroguanosine triphosphate pyrophosphatase activity. Lineage: Eukaryota; Metazoa; Chordata; Aves; Psittaciformes; Psittacidae. The coding region runs from base 76 to 657 and encodes 193 amino acids. The record is from RefSeq and is a predicted model, not a curated record. The transcript is spliced from 5 exons.